AUGGCAAGCUCAGCAGUCUGCCUGACUCCGGUCAAGAACCGCUCCUCCGUCUUCAACACUCGUACCGCUGGCGGUCGGAUACCAUUGACGCCCUCUCCCCGCACCCCCCGGACACAGACUCCCGAUGUGCAGGCACACGAGUCGAUCCAUGGCGGCAACUUCAUGGCUCGCAUCCAGCGCUCCGUCUCCAAGACAACCCGCGACUCCCCCAAGUCCAACAUUGCUCGCAACCACACUCCCCGCAAGCUAGAGCUCGGUGUAUCAGAAUGGUCGCUCACCGGAACUGGUACCAACGCCUCAUCAAAGGCAGCUACCAAGGCAAAGAAGGAGAAAAAGGAAGGUGUCAUCCGUGCUCGCCCUACCAAGACCCGCAUCACAUACAACGCUGCCGACCGUUUCAUCCCCAACCGGACUGCAAGCGAGGCCAUCCGCAGCACUGGCGCAGGCAAGCUCGAUGUUGAGCAGCGUCCCAAGUCUAGCUCCAAGGCUGAGGGCUCAGCUGUGCUGGCCAACGCUGCGAGCGCAUUCGACCUUGGUGGCCGCGGUUCAGAGGAGGAUAUCACACUAUCUCUUGAGGGCCUCAGCCUCGACGACGAAGAGGAGGAGGGCCGGUCACGCGCGAAGCCUGCUCCUGGCCAAGCUGCAUACCAGUCCACACUCGCUUCAGCAUGCGAUAUCAACACCAACACCCGCAUUCUUGCAUUCAAGCCUGCGCCUCCAGAGUCAUCCAAGCCCAUCGACCUUCGCACCCAGUACAACCGUCCCCUCAAGCCCUCCACCGCCGCGAACGCACAGAGCCGUCGUCGCAUUCCGUCAGCACCCGAGCGUGUCCUCGAUGCUCCCGGUCUGGUCGAUGACUACUACCUGAACCUUCUCGACUGGUCCUCUGGCAACCAAGUCGCCAUUGGUCUCGAGCGCUCCGUCUACGUCUGGUCAGCCGACUCCGGUUCCGUAGCUUCUCUUCUUGAGUGCCCUGCGGAUACCUACAUCUCUUCCGUCAAGUGGUCCGGUGACGGUGCCUACGUUGGUGUCGGUCUCGGCACGGGUGAGGUUCAGAUCUGGGAUGUCGAGGAGCAGACCAAGCUUCGUAGCAUGUUCGGUCACGAGACCCGUGUUGGUGUUAUGGGAUGGAACAAGCACAUUCUCUCGACUGGUGCUCGCUCAGGACUGGUCUACAACCACGAUGUCCGCAUCGCUCAACACAAGAUCGCUGAGCUCGUCUCUCACACUGGAGAGGUCUGCGGCCUUGAGUGGCGCGCCGACGGUGCCCAGCUCGCCACUGGUGCCAACGACAACAUGGUCAACAUCUGGGACGCUCGCGCCCUUGCUGCCCCCAAGUUCACCAAGACCAACCACCGUGCUGCCGUCAAGGCCGUCUCAUGGUGCCCUUGGCAAUCCAACCUCCUGGCCACUGGCGGUGGAUCCAACGAUCGUCAGAUCUACUUCUGGAACACCACCACCGGUGCGCGUAUCAACCACAUCCCCACCGACUCCCAGGUCACCUCCCUUCGAUGGAGCACCCACUACAAGGAGAUUGUCAGCACCGGUGGCUUCCCCGACAACAGCUUGAGCAUCUGGAGCUACCCCUCCGGCGUCAAGAACAUGGAGGUUCCCGCCCACGAGUCCCGUGUCCUUCACAGCUGCCUCAGCCCUGAUGGUCAGAUGCUCGCUACCGCUGCUGCCGAUGAGUCUCUCAAGUUCUGGAAGAUCUUCGAGAAGAAGCCCGGCCAGCCUUCCGUCGCCGCUGCUGGCUCUGCUUCCAUGAAGCCCAGCGCCACCAAGCAGAUGACCAUCCGUUAA
Messenger RNA from Pyrenophora tritici-repentis Pt-1C-BFP, 1800 nucleotides. RefSeq names its product WD40 repeat protein. The record is from RefSeq and is a predicted model, not a curated record. Gene Ontology annotation, cellular component: anaphase-promoting complex. Gene Ontology annotation, molecular function: ubiquitin ligase activator activity; anaphase-promoting complex binding; protein binding. NCBI's taxonomy places the organism in Eukaryota, Fungi, Ascomycota, Dothideomycetes, Pleosporales, Pleosporaceae. Gene Ontology annotation, biological process: anaphase-promoting complex-dependent catabolic process; positive regulation of anaphase-promoting complex-dependent catabolic process; positive regulation of ubiquitin protein ligase activity.